AUGAAUAAGCCAGGAAAUUUGGAAAUUUUAAAUAACUAGUUGAAUAUCUAAAAUAAUAAAUUGUCUCUCUAAGUUGAAGUCUUAUCAUAACAAGUUUAAAUACUUUUAAAAUAAAUUGAAUAAUUAUAAGAAAAAGCAACACAUUACUAAAAUUUAAAGGAUGAAAACAUCACUCUUAAAAAAGACAUUAUGAAUUUAUAAGAAUAAAUUCAAACACAAGAAUUAGAACAAUAAUUAGUUCUUGAAAAUAAAUUCCAUUCACAAUUAGAGGAAAUGUAAAAACGACAUAAAAAACAAAUAUAAGACUUAAAAACUAUAUAUGAGGAUAAAAUUAUAUCGUUAUAAAAAGAAAAGUCUUCUAUCUAAGAUUAAGCAAUUUAAAUGGGAGUAUCAAACUAAGCUUCGAAAGCAUUAGAAUAGUAAGCUUCUAAAAUAAUAUAAAUAAGUCAUAAGUUAGAGUAAUUAUUUUUUUAUUAAUCAGAAAAACUUUGUCUGAUCUUCCAUCUUAAAGCCCAAGUCAUGGACACAUAGGAAUAUCUAAAGAAAUGUAUGAUUAAAUGCUAGAACAAUUAAAAAGCAAAUCAACUAAGAAUAUAAUCUUAGAAAAAAUACCAGAUUAACAAAUUUUGUAAAUUCCAUUAUAAAUCAUUUAGUUCACAACGAUAUAAGAAAACUUCCUUAGCAAAUAUAAAAAAGGAUCCCAAUUUUAGUGUCAAAAGAAUUUUACAUUAUAGUAAACCUUAAGACUCUCCUAGAACAUAAAAUUCUGGAAAUGCUCUUACAAUAAGUACAUUAACGAAGAAGUCUUGA
Molecule: messenger RNA, 810 nt
Organism: Paramecium sonneborni
Lineage: Eukaryota; Ciliophora; Oligohymenophorea; Peniculida; Parameciidae
Source: the annotation of a GenBank genome assembly